Messenger RNA from Acytostelium subglobosum LB1, 474 nucleotides. RefSeq lists its product as hypothetical. The annotation marks the transcript as partial. The transcript has 2 exons. The record is from RefSeq and is a predicted model, not a curated record. NCBI's taxonomy places the organism in Eukaryota, Evosea, Eumycetozoa, Acytosteliales, Acytosteliaceae.
AUGUUUAACAUGCUUGGACUGGAUCAGAUUGUUAGGAACAAGGCAUUGGCAUUGUCAUUCCGCAAGUUCUUGUACGAGAGAUAUAAUAAUGAGAACCUGUCCUUCUGGCUGGAAGCUGAGAACUACCGUCUGAUCGAAUCAGAUGACAACAGGAUCAAGCGAUCCAAGGAGAUAUACAACAAGUACUUCAAUACCGAGAGCAAAUACGAGCUAAACAUCGAUCACUGCCAAAGAAAGGAUCUGGAAAAGAACAUGGCCAAUCCCACCAACGAGCUAUUCCUGCCAAUCCAAAAUGCCAUCAGGCGUCUAAUGGAGAUGGAUGCCAUUCCAUCAUUCACAAAGUCCGAUUCAUACAAGAAGUGUUUAGACAACAAAUAUGAGUUUGAGAUUACAACAUCAGAAAGAGAUAGGAGUGUAACAAUAUGUGAGAUGGAGGAGUUCUUGCAGACACAUACUCCAACACCAACCGUCAAG